GGAGCCCAAGCUGAGCUGCAGGCAAGGACCUGAGCCUGAGAGAGAGAGCCAGAGGGCAGGCAGGGGAGGUUCAGGUGCACCCUGAGCUGUGGGAAAGACCCUGGUGACAGUGAGGGCAGAACAGGGUGUGGCAGGGCGAAACCUUCCCUGGGGCUGAGGGAGACACAGGAGACAGAAGGCGAGAGCAGCACCAGGCACAGGCACUCCGCUCACUCUGCCUCCCCAAGCAGACGGGCUUGGAGGAGCUGGAGCCUUCUGCCUUCACAUCUAUGGCCCGGCCCACCCAAAACGUGCCUGCGCCUGUACCCAGGGGCUCAGCAGAGGAGAUGGCCAUGGAAAACAAGGACCUGUUGUCCCAGCUCGUCACCAGCAUGCCUGGUUCAUUGUUUCUAAGAGAUGCAGAAGAAGUCACCACCAGCUAUGACUAUGAAGUUGCUGUACCCUGCAAGAAAACCAGUGUGCAGCACAUGGCAGCCCAGUUCCUGCCCCUGCUCUAUGCGCUGGUGGUCAUCUUUGGCUCCGUGGGCAACAUCCUGGUCAUCCUCAUACUGAUCACCUGCAAACGGCUGAAGAGCAUGACCGACAUCUACCUGCUCAACCUGGCUAUCUCUGACCUGCUCCUCCUCCUCACGCUCCCGUUCUGGGCUCACUAUGUUGCUACCAACAGCUGGGUCUUUGGAGAUGCGAUGUGCAAAGCCCUCACGGGGCUCUACCAGAUCGGCUAUUUUGGAGGGAUCUUCUUCAUCAUCCUCCUGACCAUCGAUAGGUACCUGGCCAUCGUCCAUGCUGUGUUUGCUCUGAAAGCCAGGACGGUCACCUUCGGGGUGAUGACCAGUGGGGUCACCUGGCUGGUGGCUGUGUUUGCUGCCCUCCCGGGAAUCAUCUUCAUCAGAUCACAAAAGGAUGUGGAGCACAGUUUUGACACCUGUGGGCCCCAUUUCCCACGCAUGUGGAAGAAUUUCCACACCAUCAUGAGGAACCUCUUGGGACUGGUGCUGCCCCUGCUGGUCAUGGUCAUCUGCUACUCCUGCAUCCUGCGGACCCUGCUGCGCUGCAGGAAUGAGAAAAGGAAGCACAAGGCAGUGAGGCUCAUCUUCGCCAUCAUGAUUGGCUACUUCCUCUUCUGGGCACCCCACAACAUCGUGCUCAUCCUGGACACCUUUCAGGUGUUCUUUGGGCUGAGCAGCUGUGAGAACACCAGCCAGCUGGAUCGGGCCCUACAAUUGACGGAGACCCUGGGGAUGACGCACUGCUGCGUGAACCCCAUCAUCUACGCCUUCGUUGGGGAGAAGUUCCGCAGGUACCUCGUGUCCUUCUUCCGAAAGCAAGUUGUGAAGCGCUUCUGCAGACAGUGCCCGGUCCUCUACCGGGAGACAGUAGACCGUGCGAGCUCCACCUAUACCCCAUCCACGGGGGAGCAGGACGUCUCAGUCGGCUUGUAACUGGAGCCACAGGUGGCCUGGCCUGUUCCAGGAAAGAUGGCCUUCUGUACGUGAGAACAAGCCUGAGUUUUUCAGUGACCAGGGACCUGGGAAUGAGGUGCCCAGGAGCCUCAGGACUGUGCCUGGAUAGACUCACCUCACUAUACAUGUAGAGAGGGAAUAUUCCAGAAUAUUCCAGAACAACUAUUGUAGAGACCUGGACUCUCCAGCAAGCUCAUCUCUGUUUCCAGAGAACAAUGCUUCCUCAGCUUGGGCUAAUGCUAUUUCCAAACUUCACCCUUUCAUUCUCUGAUUAACCAAAGGCUCCCCUGAAGGUGGGGUGUGGAGUGGGACAGGCCUGGGAUGGUCCGGGAUGAGGGUCCCAGCAUCCAGGCUGUGUGUGGGGAGGAGACAGGGACAGGUAUGGGCCUGAGUGGAGAUGGCAGUGAGCAAAGAAGUGGUCCCAGCCCUUGGCCUGUCUCCCACCUCUGCGUGCCUUGGAACACUUCACCAGUCAAGGAAACGGUGCAAAUUCAAUCAUUCUGGGGGAGCCUGGGUUGCAUCUGAGGGUCUCUUAUGUAAGAGUACAAGGCACAUUUUUGCUUUAUUAUGAUUCAUCCAUGACAACCAGGUAGCUUACCUGUGAAAGAAGCCACCCCCACCCCUCAGCCCCUGCAUGGUCACCAGAAGGAACACGCCAUCCCUGGGGGCCUGGGCCAUGUCCUCAGGAGCCUGAGGACACAGGUGACAGAGGCCACUGCUUUGAAAGUCACACAUCUCACCUGCAGUGCGCUGCACCUCCAUUGCCAGGCUGGGGGAACUAGACCAGCAUGAUUCUAAACACUCUGGGGAGGAAGGUUUCCCGGACCACCUUCCGGAGCCUGAUUUAGGCCCAGAGCUUGGGUGUUUAUAAAAAAUCAGGAGAAGUAAAAUUGAAGCUGAAAGCAGCAAAUAGCCAAUAGGACGAAGUGUUAUUUUCAGCACCACCAUCACACCAAGCCUGAAAGUGCUGUGGAGCCACGGUGACAGUUGUGGCCUUGAGCAAGGAAGCAUGGAGCCCAUCGUGGGCUCAGGAGGCUGCCGAGGGGGACAGGAACAGCUCCGGGGGUCUGUGGGCUUGGUGGCCAGGCGCCAUGCCGCAUCCACACAGGAAUAUUAUUGGGAUCACAGCACACACCUCCUGGACACCGCCUCCAUGUGGCUUUAUCCUCUCACACUCAUUCCCAAAUACCUUUUCUCUGUCAUUAGGGAGCCAUGAUUUAAUCCUAUCCCGGUGUUUCUGUGCUUUAGUGGACCUCGUCCCCGGGUGGACAGCAGGAAGUCCUGGACCAGUCAGCCCCUGGUAGUCUGUUAGAAAGAGGGUGGGAGAGCUCAAGAUGCUCUCACCUGCUACCUGGUGGGUUCUGGUCUGAUGCAGACCAGACCCUGUGGGCCUGGCGAAGGCGCUAUGGGAGCUGGAGGUUUCUGUGGUUUGACUCUUUUGCCAUUGGCUGGAGAUGGUUUCAGGAAAAAACAGGGACCAGGAAAAGUGUCACCUAGAAAGGCAUGCCAUUACGUAUUGAUGGUGAAAUGUAGAUAUUGUUUUUAAAAGUGAUGCUUUGGAAAAUAAACGCAUGCUCUAAUCACAUCAUUUUGAAGAUUAAAAGACGGUCACCUCCUCUA
Cavia porcellus (domestic guinea pig) is the source of this 3083-nucleotide messenger RNA. It is a transcript of the gene Ccr2, whose product is annotated as C-C motif chemokine receptor 2. Gene Ontology annotation, biological process: cell chemotaxis; positive regulation of cytosolic calcium ion concentration; calcium-mediated signaling. The transcript has 2 exons. Gene Ontology annotation, molecular function: C-C chemokine binding; C-C chemokine receptor activity. Bases 270 to 1442 code for a protein of 390 amino acids. Gene Ontology annotation, cellular component: membrane; external side of plasma membrane. The record is from RefSeq and is a predicted model, not a curated record. NCBI's taxonomy places the organism in Eukaryota, Metazoa, Chordata, Mammalia, Rodentia, Caviidae.